UUAAGCUUUCUGGACUACAUGUCCCAAAAUGCAAGUGCAAUCAGGCAAUCCCACUGUGGGUUGUGAGGUGGUCCUGGAACUGUGAGAGAAUGAAGAUGAGCUUUGGGUUGACUUUCAGGUCAGCAAAAGGCCGUGGAAUUGCAAACCCCAGCCGGCAGUGCUCAAAAGGCUCCACUGGGUUGUUUGUGCCAGCAAGUCCUCCUUUGGACCCUGAGAAGGUCAAAGAGUUACAGCGUUUCGUCACCCUUUCCAAGAGACUUGUCGUGAUGACUGGGGCAGGAAUCUCCACCGAGUCGGGAAUACCAGACUACAGGUCAGAAAACGUGGGGCUUUAUGCCCGCACUGACCGCAGGCCCAUCCAACAUAGCGAUUUUGUCCGGAGUGCCCCAAUCCGCCAGCGGUACUGGGCAAGAAGCUUCGUGGGCUGGCCUCAAUUCUCCUCCCACCAGCCUAACCCUGCACACUGGGCUUUGAGCACCUGGGAGAAACUUGGAAAGCUGUACUGGUUGGUAACCCAAAAUGUGGAUGCCCUGCACACAAAGGCGGGGAGUCGGCGUUUGACAGAGCUUCAUGGAUGCAUGCACAGGGUCCUGUGCUUGGAUUGUGGGGAACAGACUCCCCGGGUGGUGCUGCAGGAACGCUUCCAAGUCCUGAACCCCACCUGGAGUGCGGAGGCCCAUGGUCUGGCUCCCGAUGGUGACGUCUUUCUCUCAGAGGAGCAAGUCCAGAGCUUUCAGGUCCCAUCCUGUGUUCAAUGUGGAGGCCGUCUGAAACCAGAUGUCGUUUUCUUCGGAGACACAGUGAACCCUGACAAGGUUGAUUUUGUGCACAAGCGUGUAAAAGAAGCUGACUCCCUCUUGGUGGUGGGAUCAUCCUUGCAGGUGUACUCUGGUUACAGGUUUAUCCUCACUGCCCAGGAGAAGAAGCUGCCAAUUGCAAUACUGAACAUUGGGCCCACACGGUCAGAUGACUUGGCAUGUCUGAAACUGAAUUCUCGUUGUGGAGAGUUGCUGCCUUUGAUAGACCCACACUGACUACAACCUGAUGUUCCAGAAUGUGGAACAGGGACUUUGACUUGAAUCUUGCUGCUAAAGGUAAAUGCCUUCUCAGAUAAUGGAUUCCAGUUCCCAUUUGACAGAGUAGGGUACAUUGAGAAAAUAUAGAAGGUUCUAGGUAUCUUAAUGUGUGACUGUUCUUAAUUAAACCAUUUUUUAACAUUUUUGGCUUUGUAUGAAAUG
Molecule: messenger RNA, 1238 nt
Organism: Sapajus apella (tufted capuchin)
Lineage: Eukaryota; Metazoa; Chordata; Mammalia; Primates; Cebidae
Gene: SIRT4
Product: sirtuin 4
Exons: 4
Coding region: 90-1034 (314 amino acids)
Molecular function (GO): NAD-dependent protein lysine deacetylase activity; NAD+ binding
Source: RefSeq, a predicted model, not a curated record